AUGUCUUCUAAAACAGUAACGAUCAAGCGUCUUCAUAAGGAGAUGAAAGAUAUUAAAAAUGAGCCACUUGUUGGUAUUUCGCUAUCCCCAGUAAAUCCUGAUUUCCCUUUUGAGUGGAAGGCUAUCAUUGAUGGCCCAGAGGGUAGCCCAUAUGAUGCUGGCAGAUUUGAAAUUAGCAUCACUAUACCACCCGACUACCCUUUCUCCCCACCACAAGUGAAAUUUUUAACUAAAAUCUAUCACUGUAACAUAAAUAGACUUGGCAACAUUUGUUUGGAUAUCCUCAAAUCUAAAUGGUCUCCUGCAUUAUCCUUACAGAAAGUCGUUUUGUCCAUAUCUUCUUUGCUCACUGACUGUAAUACUGAUGAUCCCCUUGACUCUCAAAUCGCAAAGCACUACAAGCAAGAUAAAAAUGAUCACGAUCAAGUCGCUCGUAAAAUGACUUCUGAGAACGCCCUUCCUAAAGUAACACCUAAAUCGAGCAAUACGAUUAGCUUGGACAGCGAUGAAGACCAAGACACCCAAAAUCACGCCAACAAACGGCAGAAAGUCACUGAUAAGACGCCAAUUGAAAUUGACUAG
This is a messenger RNA of Wallemia ichthyophaga EXF-994, 582 nucleotides long. Its product is annotated as SUMO-conjugating enzyme UBC9. The record is from RefSeq and is a predicted model, not a curated record. NCBI's taxonomy places the organism in Eukaryota, Fungi, Basidiomycota, Wallemiomycetes, Wallemiales, Wallemiaceae. Gene Ontology annotation, biological process: protein polyubiquitination. Gene Ontology annotation, molecular function: ubiquitin conjugating enzyme activity. The coding region runs from base 1 to 582 and encodes 193 amino acids. Gene Ontology annotation, cellular component: nucleus. The transcript is spliced from 4 exons.